Didymosphaeria variabile is the source of this 1287-nucleotide messenger RNA. RefSeq lists its product as uncharacterized. Gene Ontology annotation, molecular function: peroxidase activity. The record is from RefSeq and is a predicted model, not a curated record. Lineage: Eukaryota; Fungi; Ascomycota; Dothideomycetes; Pleosporales; Didymosphaeriaceae. The transcript has 2 exons. Bases 1 to 1287 code for a protein of 428 amino acids.
AUGCGUCCCUCUCUCCUCUCGAUCUUGUACUUCGCAUCAGUGGUCACUGCAUGGCCUUGGAUCGCCAAUGUGCCUGGAGUUGACCUGUCUGCAAUCCACGCACACCCCGAGAACUUCGCAAAACAGCGUCGCCAAACCGGAGGUCUAGACCCCACAUGUCCUUUCAAUGCUGAUCACCCUGGAGCUGCACCUUUCGAUGUGAGAUUUCCUUACACAGGCUCUAUCGAUGGGCUUCCAGGUACUGGCAUUGGCGGCGUCCAAGUCCCAGCACCAGGCGAUACGGCUCAUGAGUUCACACCCCCUGGGCCAAAUGACAUUCGAGGUCCUUGUCCUGGCAUGAACACGGCUGCCAAUCAUAACUUCCUGUCGCAUGAUGGAGUCACAAACCUCGCGGAACUCGUCUCUGCUCAACAAAAUCUUUACAAUCUUGCUUUUGAUCUCGCCACCUUCAUCGCAGUCCGCGGCAUUGCGUUGGACGGAGACGUUGCCACAACAAAGCUCAGUAUCGGCUGCGACGCAACGGAGCGUACUUCCAUCGACCCCACCGGCACCCUAGGACGCGAGCCAGGCCUUGAUGCACACAACAAAUUCGAAGGCGACACCUCGCUCACCCGCCGCGACUACUUCCUCAACAACGGCGACGCCUUCACCUUCCAAGGCGACAUGUUCGCUGACAUGUACCGCGUUGCCAACGAGACUUCAAACGGACUUUUCGACCGCGACACCAUCGCAGUGUAUCGCAGCCAGCGGUACGAUGAGUCACUCGCCUCGAACCCAAACUUCUACUUCGGCCCCAAGGCCCUCCUCCUCUACGGCGCAGCAAGCUUCAUCUACGAAGUCUUCCCCGUGUUCGGCCCCGAAGGCGACGCAAACAUCGACACAGUCUCCACCUUCUACGGCGCCGUACCCAACAGCGCCGGCACCUACGACCACGUCCCCGAGCGCAUCCCCGAGAACUGGUCCAACCGCCGCACAGCCUACGGUCUUGUAGAAAUCGGCGCCGAAAUCGCGUACCAGUACUCCUAUGCACCCAAGCUGAUCGGCGGAAACGUUGGUGCGGGUAACUUCUUAGCGCUGAACUCGACGUUUGGCAUUAUUGAGAAUGGGACUAUCCCCAGCGAUGCGACGGCUGCGGAUUUCACGUGCUUGCUGUAUCAGUUGGCGACGGACAAUGUGCCGGGGACGGUGGGGAACGAGGCGGAUAUACCGCUUGAUGUGUUGGCGUGGGUGUUGACACAGUUGAAUCCGGUCUUUGAGAAUCUGGGGUGUCCGUUGAAACUUUCUUGA